Molecule: messenger RNA, 231 nt
Organism: Ostertagia ostertagi
Lineage: Eukaryota; Metazoa; Nematoda; Chromadorea; Rhabditida; Trichostrongylidae
Source: the annotation of a GenBank genome assembly
AUGAUUGAGACUUUGAAUGAGGCUCUCAAUGCUUAUGAGGUGAAAGCUCAUCGACUGAAUCCUGACGAUGCGUUGGUGUCGUUAGCGAUUCUUGGUCAAUCAGACCAUUUCAUCGGAAACUGUGUGUCAACAUUUUCCCAUAUUGUUCGACGGGAAAGAAAUGUCAGCAAACCACCCAAACCAACCUCAUACUUUGGUAUCAAAGGUCAGGAGCGACGGAUCGAGCUAUAG